CUGCCUACGUCACCACGACGCGUGAUGCGUACAAAGAAGCCACUCCAAGCUACAAGCACCAAUUUAUAAGACCUUCCCAAUAAACCCAAACCUCACAUACCUAAACAACCACCCACCACGACGAUCCCCAACAAACUCCUCAAGCUCCACAUCCUGCCAAAGCCAUCACCAAGACACUUCCGCACCACCCAAACCGCAACCAUGCCCCUCGUAAUCCCAGGCCUGCAGUCAAAAGACGGCGCCAGCAGCAGCAGCGACGACUGGACGAACAAGCUGAUGGGCAAGAAGAUUGGCGAGACGAGUGAUACGACGACUUUCGCGAAGCAGGAGCUGCCCAAGGAGCACCGUGUGAUCAAGGAGGGCGAUAUGGCGAGUAUGGAUUUUAAGCCGGAUAGACUGAACAUCCACACCGCCGAAGACGGUACCGUCAAGAAAGUCCAGUUCGGUUGAGCCAGUCGAGACGGAGCCGUGAUACAGACAAUGAUGGAGGCAUACCGACACGAAGGGAUGGGGAUAAGGAGGCUACUCCUGUAAUAAUACCCGAAUGACAUCUUGACCAUGAAAGAGCGGAGUGACUGGAUAAAUCAUGAGAUUGCGAGUAGUAAUGAUGGUAUAUUAAGUAGUAGGUGAUAUGACAUGCUUGCGCAGUGAGCUAUUUCUCUUCUUCCAACCCAACGACCGUGAAGCAAGAAGAAUACAGUAGUA
This is a messenger RNA of Mytilinidion resinicola, 705 nucleotides long. RefSeq lists its product as uncharacterized. The record is from RefSeq and is a predicted model, not a curated record. The transcript is spliced from 3 exons. The coding region runs from base 202 to 450 and encodes 82 amino acids. Lineage: Eukaryota; Fungi; Ascomycota; Dothideomycetes; Mytilinidiales; Mytilinidiaceae.